GCUUUGAAGUGUGGAGCAGGAAAGGAGCCGUUUCUGAGCUGCAAAAACUAGUUUCUAAACAGAGAAUUGUUACAGCCAGUAUGGCCACAGGAGGAGGUCCUUUUGAAGACAGCAUGAAUGAUCCGGAUUUACCAAACUGGAGCAAUGAAAGUGUUGAUGACCGACUCAACAAUAUGGAUUGGAGUGGCCAACAGAAGAAAGCAAAUAGAUCAUCAGAAAAGAAUAAGAAAAAGUUUGGUGUAGAAAGUGAUAAAAGGGUAACUAAUGAUAUUUCUCCGGAGUCAUCACCAGGAGUUGGAAGGCGAAGAACAAAGACUCCACAUACGUUUCCACACAGUAGAUAUAUGACUCAGAUGUCUGUCCCAGAGCAGGCAGAAUUAGAGAAACUUAAACAGCGGAUAAACUUCAGUGAUUUAGAUCAGAUUGUAAGCAGGCUUGUUCAAAUUCGUGAUUAUAUUACUAAAGCAAGUUCCAUGCGAGAAGAUCUUGUGGAGAAAAAUGAAAGAUCUGCUAAUGUUGAGCGCCUUACUCAUCUAAUAGAUCAUCUUAAAGAACAAGAAAAGUCAUAUAUGAAAUUUCUCCAAAAAAUCCUAGCCAGAGAUCCUCAGCAAGAGCCUAUGGAAGAGAUAGAAAAUUUGAAGAAACAACAUGAUUUAUUAAAAAGGAUGUUACAACAGCAGGAGCAACUGAGAGCUCUGCAGGGACGACAAGCUGCUCUUCUAGCUUUGCAGCAUAAAGCAGAGCAAGCUAUUGCUGUGAUGGAUGAUUCUGUUGUUGCAGAAACUACAGGUAGCUUAUCUGGAGUUAGUAUCACAUCAGAACUAAAUGAAGAAUUGAAUGAUUUAAUUCAACGCUUUCAUAAUCAGCUUCGUGAUUCUCAGCCUCCAGCUGUUCCAGACAAUAGAAGACAGGCAGAAAGUCUUUCAUUAACUAGGGAGGUUUCCCAGAGCAGGAAUCCAUCAGUUUCAGAACAUAUACCUGAUGAGAAAGUCCAACUUUUUAGCAAAAUGAGAGUGUUACAGGAAAAGAAACAAAAAAUGGACAAAUUGCUUGGAGAACUUCAUACGCUUCGAGAUCAGCAUCUAAAUAAUUCAUCAUUUGUGCCUUCUUCAGCCUCCCCACAAAGGAGUGUGGAUCAGAGAAGUACAACUUCAGCUCCCUCUGCUCCUGUAGGCUUGGCCCCCGUUGUCAAUGGAGAGUCCAAUAGCCUCAUGUCAUCUGUUCCUUAUCCUGCUGCUUCUCUAGUCUCUCAGAAUGAGAAUGAAAAUGAAGGCCAUCUAAAGUCAACUGAAAAACUCCAGAAGUUAAAUGAAGUUCGAAAGAGAUUGAAUGAGCUAAGAGAAUUAGUUCAUUAUUAUGAACAAACAUCAGAUAUGAUGACAGAUGCUGUAAAUGAAAACACGAAAGACGAAGAAACUGAAGAAUCAGAAUAUGAUUCUGAGCGUGAAAAUUGUGAACCUAUUACUAACAUUCGAAAUCCACAAGUAGCUGCCACCUGGAAUGAAGUAAAUAGUAAUAGUAACGCACAUUGUGCUUCUAAUAAUAGAGAUGGGAGAUCAGUGAAUUCUAAUUGUGAAAUUAACAACAGGUCUGCUGCUAACAUAAGGGCUCUAAACAUGCCUCCUCCUUUAGAUUGUCGAUAUAAUAGAGAAGGAGAACAGGGGAUUCCUGUUGCCCAAGGAGAAGAUGAUGAGGAAGAGGAGGAAGAAGCAGAAGAGGAGGGAGCUAGUGGAGCUUCAUUAUCUAGUCAUAGAAGCAGUCUGGUUGAUGAGGCUCCAGAAGAUGCUGAAUUUGAACAGAAGAUCAAUAGACUUAUGGCUGCGAAACAGAAACUUAGACAGUUACAAGAUCUUGUUGCUAUGGUACAGGAUGAUGAUACAACUGAAGGAGUUAUAUCUGCCAAUACUUCAAAUUUGGAUGAUUUCUACCCAGCUGAAGAAGACACCAAACAAAAUUCAAAUAAUACUAGAGGAAAUGCCAAUAAAACACAGAAGGAUGCUGGAAUAAAUGAAAAGGCAAGAGAGAAAUUUUACGAGGCUAAACUACAGCAGCAACAGAAAGAGCUAAAACAAUUACAGAAAGAAAGAAGGAAACUGAUUGAGAUUCAAGAGAAAAUUCAAGCAUUGCAAAAGGCAUGUCCUGACCUACAGCUGUCAGCUGCUAGUGUGGGUAAUUGUCCCACAAAAAAAUAUACGCCAGCUGUUACUUCAACCCCAACUGUUAAUGAAAAUGAGACCAGUACAAGCAAAUCUGUUUUUGAGCCAGAAGAUUCUUCAGUAGUAGAUAAUGAGUUGUGGUCGGAAAUGCGAAGACACGAAAUGUUAAGGGAAGAGCUGCGUCAGAGAAGAAAGCAGCUUGAAGCUCUGAUGGCUGAACAUCAGAGGAGGCAAGGUCUAGCAGAAACUACAUCUCCAGUGGCUGUGUCAUUGAGAAGCAAUGGAUCUGAGAAUUUGUGUACUCCUCAACAAAGCAGAACAGAAAAAACAAUGGCAACUUGGGGAGGUUCUACCCAGUGUGCACUAGAUGAAGAAGGAGAUGAAGAUGGUUACCUUUCUGAAGGAAUUGUUCAGACAGAUGAAGAGGAGGAAGAAGAACAAGAUGCCAGUUCCAAUGAUAACUUUUCUACAUAUCCUUCUAACAGUGUGACUCAUAACUCCUAUAAUAUAAAGGAAACUAAAAAUAGGUGGAAGAACAAUCGCCGUUUUUCAACAGAUGAAAAUUACCGUCCUUUAGCCAAGACAAGGCAACAGAAUAUCAGCAUGCAACGACAAGAAAACCUUCGUUGGAUGUCAGAGCUCUCUUAUGUAGAAGAGAAAGAACAAUGGCAAGAACAGAUCAAUCAGCUAAGGAAACAGCUUGAUUUCAGUGUCAAUAUUUGUCAGACUUUGAUGCAAGACCAGCAGACUCUGUCUUGUCUGCUACAAACUCUUCUCACGGGUCCUUACAGUGUUAUGCCCAGCAAUGUAGCAUCUCCUCAAGUACACCUUAUAAUGCACCAGUUGAACCAGUGCUAUACUCAGCUAACAUGGCAACAGAAUAAUGUUCAGAGGUUGAAACAAAUGCUAAAUGAACUUAUGCACCAACAAAAUCGGUGUACAGAAAAACCUGGAAGCAAGGAAAGAGGCAGUAGUGGAUCACAUCCUCCUUCUCCCAGUUUAUUUUGUCCUUUCAGCUUUCCAACACAGCCUGUAAAUCUGUUUAAUCUACCUGGAUUUACUAACUUUUCAUCAUUUGCACCAGGUAUGAAUUUCAGCCCUUUAUUUCCUUCUAAUUUUGGAGAUUUUUCUCAGAAUAUCUCUACACCCAGUGAACAGCAGCAACCAUUAGUCCAAAAUUCUUCUGGGAAAACAGAAUAUAUGGCUUUUCCAAAACCUUUUGAAAGCAGUUCCUCUGUUGGAGCAGAAAAACCAAGGAAUCAAAAAUUGCCUGAAGAGGAUGUAGAAAGUAGUAGGACACCAUGGUUAUAUGACCAGGAAGGCGAAGUAGAAAAACCACUUAUUAAGACUGGAUUUGCAGUGUCUGUAGAGAAAACUGCAAAUGGUAACCGCAAAAAUCAAUUAGAUACAAGCAGGAGAAGACGCCAGUUUGAUGAAGAAUCAUUAGAAAGUUUUAGCAGUAUGCCUGAUCCGGUAGAUCCAGCAACAGUAACUAAAACUUUCAAGACAAGAAAAGCAUCUGCGCAGGCCAGCCUGGCAUCUAAAGAUAAAACUCCCAAGUCAAAGAGUAAGAAGAGGAUUUCUACUCAGCUGAAAAGCAGAGGUAAAAAUAUUGGAUAUGAAAGUGCCAGUAUGUCUAGCACAUGUGAACCUUGCAAAAGUAGGAACAGACAUUCAGCCCAGACUGAAGAGCCUGUUCAAGCAAAAGUAUUCAGCAGAAAGAAUCAUGAACAGCUGGAAAAAAUAAUAAAACAUAGUAGGUCUACAGAAAUAUCUUCAGAAACUGGGAGUGAUUUUUCCAUGUUCGAAGCUUUGCGGGAUACUAUUUAUUCUGAAGUAGCUACAUUAAUUUCUCAAAAUGAAUCUCGUCCACAUUUUCUUAUUGAACUCUUCCAUGAGCUUCAGCUACUUAAUACAGACUACUUGAGACAGAGGGCUUUAUAUGCAUUACAGGACAUAGUAUCCAGACAUAUUUCUGAGAGCCAUGACAAAGAAGGAGAAAAUGUAAAGUCAGUGAACUCUGGUACUUGGAUAGCAUCAAACUCAGAACUUACUCCCAGUGAGAGCCUUGCUACUACUGAUGAUGAAACUUUUGAGAAGAACUUUGAAAGAGAAACAAAUAAAAUAAGUGAACAAAAUGAUGCUGAUAACACUAGUGUCAUGUCUGUAUCUUCAAAUUUCGAGCCUUUUGCAACAGACGAUCUAGGUAACACUGUGAUUCACUUAGAUCAAGCAUUAGCCAGAAUGCGAGAAUAUGAGCGUAUGAAAACUGAAGCUGAAAGUAACUCAAAUAUGAGAUGCACCUGCAAGAUUAUUGAGGAUGAAGAUGGUGCUACUGCCACUACAGUUAAUAAUUUAGAAGAAACUCCUGUUAUUGAAAAUCAUAGUUCACAACCACCUAUAAGUGAAGUUUCUACUGUCCCAUGUCCUAGAAUUGAUACUCAGCAGCUGGACCGGCAAAUUAAAGCAAUUAUGAAAGAAGUUAUUCCUUUUUUGAAGGAGCACAUGGAUGAAGUAUGCUCUUCUCAACUUUUAACUUCAGUAAGACGCAUGGUUUUGACCCUUACCCAGCAAAAUGAUGAGAGCAAAGAGUUUGUAAAGUUCUUUCAUAAACAACUUGGAAGUAUAUUACAGGAUUCACUGGCAAAAUUUGCUGGCAGAAAACUGAAAGACUGUGGAGAAGAUCUUCUUGUAGAGAUAUCUGAAGUGUUGUUUAAUGAGUUGGCUUUCUUUAAGCUCAUGCAAGAUUUGGAUAAUAAUAGUGUAACUGUUAAGCAGAGAUGCAAAAGGAAAAUAGAAGCAGCUGGAGUGAUACAGUCUUAUGCCAAAGAGAGAUCUGAUAUUUCUGAUCAAGAGGAAGAUGAAGAAAGUGAAGGAUGCCCAGUGUCUAUUAAUUUGUCUAAAGCUGAAACUCAGGCUUUAACUAAUUAUGGAAGUGGAGAAGAUGAGAAUGAGGAUGAAGAAAUAGAAGAAUUUGAAGAGGGCCCUGUGGAUGUCCAGACUUCACUGCAAGCUAACACUGAAACUACAGAAGAAACUGAACAUGACGAUCAGGUUCUACAACAUGACUUUGAAAAAACAGCAGAAAGCAAAAAUGUCCCAUCAGAACAAGAACUCACUAGUAAAGAUGACCAAGAUAGCUCUCCUGUGAAACCGUGUUACCUCAAUAUCUUGGAAAAUGAGCAACCUUUAAAUAGCACUGCCCAUAAGGACUCGCUUACUACUAUCGAUUCAUCUAAACAGCCUAACCCUUUGCCAUUACCUUUUACUGAAAUUGAAACCUUAGUGCCUAGAGUCAAAGAAGUUAAGUCUGCUCAGGAAACUCCUGAAAGUUCUCUGGCUGGAAGUCCUGAUACUGAAUCUCCAGUGCUAGUAAAUGACUAUGAAGCAGAAUCUGGUAACAUAAGUCAGAAGUCUGAUGAAGAAGAUUUUGUAAAACUUGAAGAUUUACCACUUAAAUUGACAAUAUAUUCAGAGGCAGAUCUAAGGAAGAAAAUGGUAGAGGAAGAACAGAAAAACCAUUUAUCUGGUGAAAUAUGUGAAAUGCAGACUGAAGAAUUAGCUGGAAAUUCUCAGACACUAAAAGAACCUGAAACAGUGGGAGCCCAAACUAUAUGAGAUAUCUUCAGAGGCUCAUCUAACUCUCUUUCUUUACAUAGUCAAUGCAUAUUUGAAAAUGAUACUAAAUAAACAUCUGUUUUGAUCUGUAUAAAAAUGUAAA
Molecule: messenger RNA, 5877 nt
Organism: Propithecus coquereli (Coquerel's sifaka)
Lineage: Eukaryota; Metazoa; Chordata; Mammalia; Primates; Indriidae
Gene: PCM1
Product: pericentriolar material 1
Exons: 36
Coding region: 81-5774 (1897 amino acids)
Biological process (GO): intraciliary transport involved in cilium assembly; protein localization to centrosome; cilium assembly
Cellular component (GO): centrosome; centriolar satellite; centriole
Source: RefSeq, a predicted model, not a curated record